AUGCAUUCUCAGAAAAAAGAGAUUGCAGAGAUGUCUUCAUCACCCGUGCCAUGCGUGGCUCAGAUCACUGCUACACUGAUCAUCGAGUCAGACCCAAGUUCUCACUUCACGACGCCCCAAACCGGCGAAGGCAGCAAGCUUCUAGAUCUUGUUGUGAAGGAACUUGUUGUGAAGGAACUUUUUGUGAAGGAACCUGUUGUGAAAGAACCUGUUGUGAAGGAACCUGUUGGAGAUGAACGUGUUGUGAAGGAACCUGUUGUGAAGCAACCUGUUGUGAAGGAACUUGUUGUGAAGGAAGUUUUUGUGAAGGAACCUGUUGUGAAGGAACCUGUUGUGAAGGAACCUGUUGUGAAGGAACCUGUUGUGAAGGAAGCUGUUGUGAAGGAACCAGUUGUGAAGGAACUUUUUGUGAAGGAACUUGUUGUGAAGGAACUUGUUGUGAAGGAACUUUUUGUGAAGGAACCUGUUGUGAAGGAACUUGUUGUGAAUGAAGUUGUUGUGAAUAAACCUAUUGUGUUAGAAAAUCCAUCUUGUUUUCACCAAUACAAUGAAGGACUUCUCAAUUCACUGGAGACGAAGAUUGUUGUGGACAAAAUUCCCUGGACUCCUUUUGUAAGCUUUGGUAUCAUCGACUUGAAGACCAUGUAG
Homarus americanus (American lobster) is the source of this 648-nucleotide messenger RNA. Its product is annotated as repetitive proline-rich cell wall protein 1-like. The record is from RefSeq and is a predicted model, not a curated record. Bases 1 to 648 code for a protein of 215 amino acids. The transcript has 3 exons. NCBI's taxonomy places the organism in Eukaryota, Metazoa, Arthropoda, Malacostraca, Decapoda, Nephropidae.